Alternaria triticimaculans is the source of this 1005-nucleotide messenger RNA. RefSeq lists its product as uncharacterized. The record is from RefSeq and is a predicted model, not a curated record. NCBI's taxonomy places the organism in Eukaryota, Fungi, Ascomycota, Dothideomycetes, Pleosporales, Pleosporaceae. The transcript has a single exon. The coding region runs from base 1 to 1005 and encodes 334 amino acids.
AUGCCACCAAAACGCCAAAAAGCCCCUGAGCCAGCUUCAACACCCGAGCCAAAGAGGCGUGUCACGCGCUUAUCUGCCAAAACAGAUACAACAGAGGCGAGAAACUCACCAGACUCACCAAGCGAACCGCCUAAGGAGGAGCCAACGGCGUCGAAAGAACGCCGCGCGCCCAAACCCAAGAAGGGUUCACCAAAGGAUGCGGAACCAGAGGCAGACGCGCAGCCCGAUGAAGAUAGUGACUUAGCACCCCAGAAUCGCAGGAGCCUCUUUAUGGAAAACGAACUCGUCAAGAAACCGUUCAAAUGCCACCUCUACCUCCCCGAACCAAUACCCAAAACACCAAUGCUAAUCUUCACCCACGGCGCAGGCGGCACGCUCUCCGCCGAGGCCGUAGUAAACUUCUGCACCGGCUACUCCUCGUCUCAGCCCGUACUCACGUUCCAAGGCUCCGUGAACCUCAAGGCGCGGACUAAGAGCUUCCACGCAUGUAUCUACGACUACGACUAUGGCCAGUGGAUUUUGCGUGCUGGGAGACCAGCGGACACCGUUGUGGAGAAGAAGUUGUUGCUAGGCGGACGAAGCAUGGGUGCGCGCGCCGCUGUCAUCGCUGCCAGUGAACAUCUCGCCUCGCUAGACGACAAGGAAAGAGCAGAACUGAGCAUACAGCUCAUACUCGUUUCUUACCCACUCCUCGGGCCCAAAGAUGAACUGCGCGAUCAGAUUCUCCUCGAUCUCCCAAAGAACGUCCGCAUACUCUUCAUCAGUGGCGACGAAGACGCCAUGUGUCCAAUCGAUACGCUGAACGAAACGAGGGAUAAGCUGACGGCGAAAUCGCAGCUUGUCGUUGUGACUGAUGCGAACCAUGGCAUGAAUGUCGUACCGGCUAGCAGGACGCAAAGAGUAGGAGAAGAGACAGGACGAUGGGCAGCACGAUGGGUGCAAGGGGAACCCAUGGACGAUGAGGUGUUCAUCGAUGAGCUGGAGGGCGAAGAACCUUGGAAGUAG